AAAUUGCCUAGAGUUUUCCGUAAACAUGGUGCUCUGCUUCAAACGGAUCUCGAAAUGGAGAGGCAGGUGGUGUCGCAGCAGGAGGAAGAAGAAAGAGGAACGGGAGUCACUGCAACAGACGGAGAACGAGUUGUGGCUGGAGUACUUUAGCCCAUAUCUGCACAUCUGGCCGUUUCACGAGCUAUGCGCCAGACUGGAGGCGAAUGUGUCCCAGGGUCUAACCUCGGAGGCAGCGGGUAGAAAGCUGGCCAGGAAUGGCAAGAAUGUUCUGCCACUCCCGACCAAACUGGAGUUGCGGCCUUGGAUAUUCCUGAAGAGCUGCUUCAGCAUCUUGGGCAUCAUCAUACUGCUGAGUUCCAUAGCUAGUUUCGCGAUGUAUUACCUAUUUGCAACUAAAACGCCAGACAAUGGAAAAGUGGAUCCUGAGUUCUUGGUAGCGGGCAUCAUCCUGCUCGUAACCUUCUUUCUCGCAGGGCUCACGGUACAAAUGCAAGGAGAUGAUGACGAAGACAUGCUCAUAGCUUUCGAUGAGCUGAUGCCCAUGUAUUGCACUGUGAUAAGAGACGGGGAAAAGGAGGUCAUCCGUACUCAGGACCUAGUUCCCGGGGAUACCCUUCCCAUCAAGUAUGGACAGCGGCUACCUGCCGAUAUGCGAUUCUUCAGCACCACGGGCCUGGAGCUGAACAACGUGGCUCUGACAGGACACUCGAAACCCAUGCAUAUUACUCCUUUGGCGAACGAGGGACGACAGAGAUACUCCCGGAUUGAGUACAUAAAGGAUUAAAUUGGUUUCUAAUUGGCAAAUGUAUGAUUUCUUAUUGUAUAUUCUAUAAACUUCCUUAGCUUUCCAAAGACAU
Molecule: messenger RNA, 857 nt
Organism: Drosophila melanogaster (fruit fly)
Lineage: Eukaryota; Metazoa; Arthropoda; Insecta; Diptera; Drosophilidae
Exons: 2
Coding region: 26-784 (252 amino acids)
Cellular component (GO): plasma membrane
Source: RefSeq, marked reviewed